CCCACUGAAAUAUCAAUUGCUGUCUCUGGCUGCAUAUCGAUACUAACCAUCCAACGAUCAACACCUGAACCUACUCGUAAAACUGUUGCAAAAAGUCAUUUGGUCUUCCACAUAUUUCCUAGGAGUGGACAAGCAAUAGUUUCACCCACCACUGAACCUAAAACGGAACUUUAG
Molecule: messenger RNA, 174 nt
Organism: Racocetra persica
Lineage: Eukaryota; Fungi; Glomeromycota; Glomeromycetes; Diversisporales; Gigasporaceae
Source: the annotation of a GenBank genome assembly